AGUUAAUAUCCAAUGUUGUAAACAUUUGAGCUUUAAAUGAUUAUAAAAAAAAUUAUUUUUAUUAUUAUCAUAAUAUUUUAAGUUGGGUACAGGCAAGUAUUUCAUAUUAGUAAAUGCCAACGGUUUGAAUAGAUUUGUGGUUUGCGAAUAGCAUAGAAUGAAUCUAAAUAUUUUGAAAACUACAUAGGGUACCUAUGUUGCAAGCUAACUGGUACUCGAUCGAGUGUCAAUAAAUUAAUUAUAAGUCUGAAUUCUAUAUUAGAGUAAACUAAUGACAUUAUUUUAGUCCUCAAAUAUUUGGAUAAAAAUAAUUUCUUUAGAUAAGAAACAAAUUAUUGUGACGUGCAAUAAAAGUGCUUUUAAGAAGUCCACUUACAUAUCUAUAAAACACCAGUUUUCAUGUAAGCAUGACUAAUGUUGAAAUUUACAUAUAUUAUGUCUUGGGAAAUAAAUUAACCAUAUAUUAUUUUUUCAAUUUUGAACAAUAUUAUAUUAUAAUAUUUGUUGCCAGGGAGAUAUUCGUUUGGAUGUUUAUAUGACCGAUUACAUAUUAUUUUCAAUCAGUUCAUUUUUUGUCACGAGCCCGUUCCUGAAAUAUUGUCCUUGUCUUCAUAAAUAAAUAUUAUAAUCAUAUUCUAUCACGUUAACGCGAUAUAUAAUACGAUUUAAGAACAGCCUGUUGCAAGCUUUAAGGAGUACCAAACCCAUAGCGUGUCCGUUGAUCCGUUGAACAGACAAGUCAUAUAUAUAGCGGACGACGAAAUACACAAAAUGGAAAAUAAACCAUACACGGUGGACAACACUUCUCUAACAGACAGGCCAAAAUUAGUAUGUGAUGAUUUUAUUAAGGACGAGACGGCUGAAACCACGUUUAUCGUAGGUACACCCGUAGCCAAAAGUGAUGGCGACGGAUUGGAGUCAGCGACGAAUACGGCCCAAUUGACAUUAGUGGUGACCGAACAGAUCGAUUCUCUAGACGAGACGGCUGAAACCACGUUUAUCGUAGGUACACCCGUAGCCAAAAGUGAUGGCGACGGAUUGGAGUCAGCGACGAAUAGGGCCCAAUUGAAGUCAGCGGCGACCGAACAGAUUGAUUCUCUAGUGAGACCAUUUAAAAUCCAGCUUUUAGAUUCACUAACUGAUUGUGAUGAUUUUAUUAAGGACGAGACGGCUGAAACCACGUUUAUCGUAGGUACACCCGUAGCCAAAAGUGAUGGCGACGGAUUGGAGUCAGCGACGAAUAGGGCCCAAUUGAAGUCAGCGGCGACCGAACAGAUUGAUUCUCUAGUGAGACCAUUUAAAAUCCAGCUUUUAGAUUCACUAAGUGAUUGUGAUGAUUUUAUUAAGGACGAGACGGCUGAAACCACGUUUAUCGUAGGUACACCCGUAGCCAAAAGUGAUGGCGACGGAUUGGAGUCAGCGACGAAUACGGCCCAAUUGACAUUAGUGGUGACCGAACAGAUCGAUUCUCUAGUGACACCAGUUAGAAUCGAGUUGUUAAAUUCACUGGCUGAUUGUAAUGAUCUUGUUCCGGACGUGGCGGCAGCCGAUCGCUCGUCUAUAGCUACUAAAGCCAUGGCCGAUGGCGACGGGUUAGAGCCAGCGACGACUACGGCCCAUGUGAAGUCAGCAGCAGAAAACCCCCGGCAAGGUCGUCGUAGAUCAUUCUUGUCGGCAGUGGGUAGGCGGCUCCUCAAAUUUGGAAGAGCGUUAUGCUGCUGUUGUAAAUAAAUUGUGGAGGUACACAGAUACGGUCAUGAGUAGAGCUCGAGGGUAUCUGUUAGCUAACGAGUUGAGAAGACGAAAGUGAUGUAAAAAAGAGAUGCUGACUGGUGUCAUCAAUCCUAAAGUUUGUAAUUUAUUAAAAUUAAUUUGUUCAACUAUCGUUAUGUUUAAAAACUUAUUUAACUUAUAUUAUAAUAAUUGUAAAUUUGCUCAUAUUAUAUUAUAUUAAAUCUUAUCUAUAUAUUGUAUUCAACUAUAAAAUCAUAUCUAUAUAUUGUAAUCAAUAAUUCAAGAGUACAAAAAUUGUAGAUAAUAUUGAA
Messenger RNA from Acyrthosiphon pisum (pea aphid), 2045 nucleotides. RefSeq lists its product as uncharacterized. The record is from RefSeq and is a predicted model, not a curated record. NCBI's taxonomy places the organism in Eukaryota, Metazoa, Arthropoda, Insecta, Hemiptera, Aphididae. The transcript is spliced from 2 exons. Bases 772 to 1731 code for a protein of 319 amino acids.